AUGCCGCAGGAAGUGGACGUGCUCAAGAUCUCCAACGAUGACGCCGCCUUCAUCCUCGGCAAGAGCGGGAGGACCAAGGAGAAGAUUGCGCGCGUGUCCGGCGCGGAGCUGGACCUCUUCGAGCAGUCGCUGACGCUGGAGAUUCGCGGCUCCGAGGCCGAGCGGCGCCGCGCCAAGAAGUACGUCGAGUGCGUCAUGGCGCAGCGCGUCGGCCCCGUCACCAUCGACGACGACAGCGAGGACGACGACCUUACCGUCAUCCAGGUGCCGACCGAGGCGGUUGGCUUUGUGACUGGCUCGCAGGGCAACUUUCUGCGCCAGGUCGAGGAGGAGUGGGGCACGCUCAUGUUCUUCGCCGACUUUCGCGGGCGCGGGUCUGGCCGCGAGGGCCAGACCGAGAAGCUCGCCAUCUUCGGCCCGCGGCGCGGCCGGCGCGGCGCGCAGCUCAAGGUGAUGGCGGCCGUCGAGACCAAGGUGCCAAACUACUUCACCGGCGACAGCAAGCCGGACGAGGACGACGACCAGGACGAGUGGGGCACCAAGACGCUCGUGCUCAAGCCCGACGAGCUCUCCUACGCGCUCGGCAAGAAGGGCAUGACGCGCAAGAAGCUGGCCAAGUCGUCGGGCUGCAUCGUCGAGUGCGCCGCUCCGCCAAUCUUGAAGAGAGUACGAACCAAUGGCGCGGUCAUGAAGAAGGAGAUGAUGCUGAUGACCGCUGCUGGUCUCGCGGUCCUCGAGGCCGGCUCAUCCUACCUCGUUGCCCAUGAUACGGCCGACGAGGCCGCCAAGGUCAUGUCCGCGGUCGAGACCAAGCGGCCCGGCUACUUCACGCGCGAGAUCCAAAAGCACACCUCGGAGGCGGAGGGCUUCGCCUCCGACACCUUCCCGAUGGACGAGUCGGAGCUCUCCUACGCGCUCGGCAAGGACGGCACCACGCGCCGCAAGCUCGCGCGCGCCUCGGGCUGCAUCAUGGAGUACGUCGGCCAGGUCGCCUUCAUCUGCGGCACGAUGGAGGAGCGCGUCCGCGCGCGCACCUACCUCAAGUGGCUGCUCAAGCAGCGGCACGGCUCCGUCUACGUCGACGACCUCAAGGACCGCGACGACGUGACGGUGGUGCCCGUCCCGCGCGACGCCAUCGGCUACGUCACGGGCAACCGCGGCCAGUCGCUGCGCAUGGUCGAGGAGGAGUCGGGCACCUUCUGCUUCGUCGAGGGCGGCCGCGGCGAGUCGGAGCAGCUGCUCAUCUUCGGCUCGGUGCGCGCGGACCGCGAGGUGGCCGAGCGGCUCAUCAACAACCUCGUCAACGAGAAGAUGCGCGAGGACAACGACCGCCGCCGGUACGACGACCGCGACUACGGACGCGGCGGAGACCGCUACGACGACCGCCGCCGGGACGACAGCCGCGACCGCUACGGCGACCGCGGCGACCGCCGCCGCGAGGACUCGCGCGACCGCGACUACCGCCGCCGCUCCCCGUCGCGCGACCGCUACCGCCGCCGCGACGACAGCCGCGACCGCGACUACCGCCGCCGGGACGACUCCCGCGGCCGCCGGGACGACUCCCGCGACCGCUACGACGACCGCCGCCGCUAG
Messenger RNA from Emiliania huxleyi CCMP1516, 1593 nucleotides. RefSeq lists its product as hypothetical. Gene Ontology annotation, molecular function: RNA binding. Lineage: Eukaryota; Haptophyta; Isochrysidales; Noelaerhabdaceae. The coding region runs from base 1 to 1593 and encodes 530 amino acids. The record is from RefSeq and is a predicted model, not a curated record. The transcript has 6 exons.